CUCUAAACCCCCGCAGAUCUGUUUCAAUGAGAGCAGUAGACAACAUAAUAUCGAAAGUACAUUAGUGGACGCUUUAUUGCUUCACCACCUUAGCAGGGAACAAUAUUCUGUAGCAUAAGGAAUUCCGAUGAAUACUCGGUGCAGUUGAUGAUCUGUGGCGUUUAAUCAGCGAGACCCCGUAGAGGCUGAACCCACUGCAGCUGAUGUUCUCAGGGACCAGAGUCACGUGAUGUACGAAGGUAAACACAUCCAUUUCUCAGAGGUGGAUAAUAAGCCGCUGUGCUCCUACAGCCCCAAACUCUGUAAGCAGCGCAGACUGAACGGAUACGCCUUCUGCAUCCGCCAUGUUCUGGAGGACAAAACGGCCCCGUUUAAGCAGUGCGAAUAUGUGGCCAAGUACAACAGUCAGCGAUGCACGAACCCCAUCCCCAAAGCAGAGGAGCGAAGAUACUGUAACAGUCACCUACAAGUGCUGGGCUUCAUCCCGAAGAAGGAGCGCAAGAAGAAGCAGGACGGUCUGGAGGAGGUCCGCAGCCGUGCUCAUGUAGAGUCAGUAGCUCUGAACAUUACGGUUCCCUCUCUGGCUCUGCGGGACACGAACGGCCUGCCCGCGUCCCCGCCCUGCUCCCGCCUAACCCCUAUGCCCCUGCUGGACUCCAACCUCCUCGACCCCUUCGCCUUUUACGAGGAGGACUCGGAUGUGGAGGAGAGCCCGGCGCAGAGGCCUAUGCAGAGGAGCUCCAGCAAGAGGAAAGCGUCCAGCACUCCUGUGAUUGGCCUGAGAGUCACCGAACGAGACCUGGAGCCAGAUAUUGAGCACUUUAGCGCUGUCACUGACUCCUGCACACUUCCCAGCUCCCCUCCACCACCUCCACCUUCUCCACCCCAGCCCUCCCAACACACAGAGCGGCCCGUGUAUGCCCCACUCGGGACAGCGCAGACUCUGCUAUGCAAGCCGGCUCCACCUGAGAGCGUGUCGUCUGCCCCGCUCGGAGCUGCACUCCAAAAUCAACCUGUGAUCUGGAGACCUGCGUCCCCUCGGCCGCCGGCUGCCCAUGACUGCCCGCAGCCUCGCUCUGUGGCACUGCGCCCCAUCGCCUUCACUGCGCCCCCUGUCUGCCUGCUCAGGCUACAGCAUCUGGUGCAGCUCUAUGCUAACAGACAGCGGGAGCAUGGAGACCUGUUCCCACAUCUCGGUUUAGACUGGUCUGAGGACAGUGCAGAUGAUGAAGACACAGAGGAGCUCGUUCCUUUAUUGCCUCAGGCCUGGAGACUUCAGGAAAGAAGCCCCCAUCAAAGCUCCUCCAGUGAAAAGCCUCUGUCCCGGCGGGCUAGACUGGCUCAGCUCUGCUCGUACCUGCAGGAGAGAUAUAAACAUCUGUGCCGACGGGACCGAGCCGCCAGCCGGCACAGCAGAUACCGCUACGCCUUCCGGAAAGCACUGCUACAUGCUGCUAGCAAAGACCCCGACUGCACGGCACAGCUCAUUCAGAAACUCAGCAGGAGCCCGCAGACCUCCAGCUGUUCAAGGUCUGCAGUUCCACACAAGUAUGAAAGGACAACGUGUACGGGAAGCACUAAGGGUCAGAGCUGCAGCAACACAGCUCUGCCAUUCUCACGCCACUGUUUUCAGCAUAUCCUACUGAAUCGCUCUCAGCAGCUGUUCUCCAGCUGUACAGCACGGUUUGCAGACGGACAGCAGUGCUCAGUUCCUGUGUUUGACAUCACUCACCAAACGCCUCUCUGUGACGAACAUGCCAAGAAAAUGGAUAAUUUCCUGCGUGGAGACGGCUAUAGACGCAGUCAGCAGCAACAGCAGCGGCGUCCACGGAAGAAGACCAAGCCGCCUGCGCUGACCAAGAAACACAAGAAGAAGAGAAGACGAGGUCCACGCAGACCACAGAAGCCCAUUCCUCCAGCUGUGCCACAGGGCAAUUUACUGAUGCCCUCGCUUUCACUGCCCACUCACCACGCCCACGUCAGGAGUCCAUCAACUCCUGAACUCAGUGCAGACGAGCUUCCUGACGACAUCGCAAAUGAAAUGCCCGACAUUCCCAAUGAUCUUGAGCUCAAUCAGGAAGAUUUCUCUGACGUGCUGCCCAGAUUACCCGAUGAUCUUCAGGACUUCGACCUUUUUGAGGGUAAGAAUGGAGAGUUGCUGCCCACAACAGAAGAGGCAGAGGAGCUGGUCAGAGCCCUGCAGGCUAUGGGCUCGUACCCCGACUCGCUGGUGUGCUUGUCCUCAAUAGGAGAGCUGACGCCAGCAGAUGGGGUGGACCACCGCACCAUGGCCACCGUCUUCUCGGGAUCAGGAGUCGCAGCCGCCGGCAUCGGAGACCUCCUGAACGGCAGAAUCACAUCUGAAACGUUCCCCAAUCUAGACCUCCUCCACACCCAAACAGACCACCAUUUCCCAUCAUCCCCUUCUCCUCAGCCCACUCAAAGCAGUGCGUCCUCCACAAGUCCCAGUAGUGGGCUAACAGAACGAACGUUUCCUCGAGCACCCAAACCAGACUCCUCUCCGCCAGGUAGUCAUUACAGCAGCGAGCACGUGCCAUCGCCCUACAGGGAUCACAUCUCACCCCCACACGGUGCCUCUUUUCAGACCGACCCGCCUCUGCUUCUGGAGGUGCCUUUGAGUGGAACGCCAGGACCUCCGCGCACCUCCUGGAAUAACCUCCCACUUUCACUUACAGACCCGGCGCAAUUCGGCAGCUUGCUCACUGCAGAAACGCACCUAUUAUCCACAGCUCUGUCCACCCCGCCGUCUGCAUCCCACUGCUCCGCCAUCUUGCAACCUUCCUCAUCCUCACCCUCCUCACGUGAACCCAAACUACAGCUCCCACAGUUCAGCACAGCCUUUGGACACCAACUGGCUUCCCACAGCGGGAUCCCCAAAGACCUGCAGCCCAGCCAUAGCUCUACAGCACCACCUACAGGCUUUAGCAUUACUAGCGCCACUGCCGCCACUCCACCCUUCCCUCAGAGUAACUGAGUCGAGGUAGAAACCCAUCCCAUCUCAUGUUUUCGAGGAGCACUAAACUUUAUGUAGGCUCAUCUUACAAAUUACCUAGAGUCAAACAGUUGAGCUUUACCAUUAUUUAAUUCAUUCAGCCCA
Messenger RNA from Danio aesculapii, 3118 nucleotides. It is a transcript of the gene ino80da, whose product is annotated as INO80 complex subunit D. The coding region runs from base 230 to 2995 and encodes 921 amino acids. The record is from RefSeq and is a predicted model, not a curated record. Lineage: Eukaryota; Metazoa; Chordata; Actinopteri; Cypriniformes; Danionidae. The transcript has 11 exons. Gene Ontology annotation, cellular component: nucleus.